Molecule: messenger RNA, 1249 nt
Organism: Gadus macrocephalus (Pacific cod)
Lineage: Eukaryota; Metazoa; Chordata; Actinopteri; Gadiformes; Gadidae
Product: general transcription factor II-I repeat domain-containing protein 2-like
Exons: 2
Coding region: 13-546 (177 amino acids)
Source: RefSeq, a predicted model, not a curated record
CUAAAGAACGUGAUGCAGGAUGUCGUUGGCAUUGUCAACAAUAUUCGCUCAAAGGCGCUCUCACACCGUCAGUUCAAAGCUGUUGUUGAUGAGAUGGAUGCCCAGUAUGGUGAUGUAUUGUACCACCAGGAGGUGCGGUGGCUGAGCCGCGGGAAAGUUUUACGACGUUUCUUUGAGCUGUGUGAGGAAAUCAGGGUGUUUCAAGCCACAAAGGAGAACAGCAUCCAAGUGCCCUCGGACAAACACUGGCUUGCAGAUAUGGCCUUUCUUGUGGACAUCACAGAGCUGCUGAAUAUCCUCAAUCUUCAGCUUCAAGGGAGAGACCAGAUAAUCACUCAGCUGUACGACCAUGUCAGAGCCUUCAAGCAAAAGCUCCAGUUGCUUAGCAGACAUCUCUUAACAGGAAAUUUGGCACAUUUUCCCAGCCUCAGAGAAGUUGGGUUGAUGGAGGAAGACACACCAAAAUACUGCAACAUUCUCAACGAUCUUGUGGUGGAGUUUGACCAUCGCUUUGAAGAUUUUCGUGGAAACGAAGCAGCAUUUUAGCUGUUUGCGCAUCCCUUUUCUGUAAAUGUGGAUGCAGUCAGUGAGGAGCUUCAAAUGGAACUUUUGGAACUUCAAUCUGAUUCAGACCUCCGUUGCCGGUUUAGAGAGCUUUCUUUACAGGACUUUUACAAAUCUGUUCCUGCACACAGAUAUGGCAAGAUCCGCAAACAUGCACAGGUGAUGUUAUCCCUCUUUGGAAGUACCUAUGUCUGUGAGCAGGCAUUCAGCCUGAUGAAUCUUAAUAAGUCCAAACUGAGAAAUGCUUUAUCUGACUCUCACCUUCAUAACAUUCUCACUCUGUCAGUUAGUCAGCUGGAGCCUGAUAUUAAGAAACUUGUAAAAACCAAGGACAGGCUUCAUGUCUCCCACUGAUAGGCCUACUUCAAUCAUAAUGUGUAGGCCUGGACCUCCAAUGUGUCGGAGUAUGUUCUGCUCUGUCCUGUGUUACUUUGUUACUGUCCUGUGUUACUGUUCUGUGUUACUUUUAUUGCACUAAAAAAAAUUCUUUGUAUUUGAAGAUACAGGCCCAAGGCCUAGUAAUGUUCCAUGUCUGUCUUCAAAUAUUUCAUAGUGCUUCAAUUAUUUUUUCUAAUUUAAAGAAGAUAGAUUUUAUGAUUUAUUUAUUAUUUUUUGAACAUUAAUGUGAGGCACAAUAAACAUUGUCAUUCAUUUUUCAAAAUGACCUUGUGAUAGUGUUGAUUUU